AUGGCGGAGUCGUAUCAGCCGCGCGGUCAAUAUCAGCAAGACUAUGAGGAUACUUACGAACAAGGACAGCAAUCAGAAGGGGCUCAGCGACGACCGCCAAAGAAUCGAAAAGAGGUAAGUAUUUCAUUUUUUGUGUUGAAUUUUAGGUAAACAAUGUGGAAAACUUGUCUUUUUUGAGGUCAUUUAUAUUAUUUUAGGUAAUAACCAAAAUUUCUGUGAAGGAUUUACCUAAAAAUUUUGAAAUUAAAUUAAUUUAUUACCUAUAGUAUUAUUUUACUUCAUGUCUAGACCUCUUUAAGUCCUAUUUUACAGCCUAAUUUACCUUUGAAAUCGAGAAAUUGAUAGUUUUAGUAUUUGACACCUCAUCAACCUCAAAAUUGCCCCUACAAACUCCCCAGAUUUGGCCCAUUUAUUGCCGAUCCGACCCUUGCACUCCAUAAUGUCGAGGCUGAGAUUGCUUAUAUCCAUCAAACACAUCAACGAUUGCCCGAAUCUCUUCGAGUUCUUACUGAUGGUAAGGAUUUUAAAAAUUACGUAGAAAAUGGAUUUGAUAGGAUCUUUUGUAAUAUUUCGUCAUGAUUUUCCGCCAUUUUAUCCCUACGUUUUUAUUUUUUAGAGACAAAACGGCUGGCCUGUAAAUGGAAUACGGAUUGGAUUGAUUUCAGCGCCGGGAGCCCAGAUUACAUCCGUUUGGAGCAAAAAGUCUUCUUGCCAGAGCCGAAACGAGGUGUAAGAGUUUGAAAUUUUAUUUUAUUUGAAGUUUAGGAUAUCCUCUGCAAUUUUUUUGUUUGAUUUUUGCCGAAUUUUGACAAGAAAAUGCAAGUUUACGCCCGCAGCGUGCGCUUCCCGCCAAAGCGUUCGCAAAAAGAAAAGGGAAAGGGAGCGUGCGUCUGUGGUGUAAUGGUCAGCAUGGUUGCCUUCCAAGCAAUCGACACGGGUUCGAUUCCCGUCAGACGCAGAGGGAUUUUUUCCGUUUUCUUUUGGAUUUUUAUAUUGAAAAUGGCUAAAUAAUUGCAUCCAGGGUUUAAAUUCUUAAUUUUAGACAUUAUUUUAGUAUCAAAAUUUAAUUUUUGCCAAAAUUUCCGAAUUUUUUCUAAUAAUUCCAUUUUUAGGAGAAUGUUGUUGGCCGCCUGCUUGGGAAACGCGGUCAAACCCUCCGCGCGAUUACUCAAAAGUACAAAUGCAAAAUUCAAAUUUGUGGAAAAGGCUCUAAAGGUGGUGUUGGUGUCGAAAAAGGCGCCGGAAGCAGAGAUUCCCCUUACAAUGCACCUCUUCAUUGCGUAAUUUUGAUGGAAGGAGACCCCACAGAAGUCUACCAUCGAAUGGCCGAUAUUCUCAGGUUAAUAUUUCAGAUCUGCACUAUGGUAAGAAAAAUUUUAAAAAAAAUUUAUAGCGACAUUAGCUAAAAUUUAUAUUUAUUUUGAUGAUUUCAGACUGAAUCUUUCGAAUUCGAAGGCCUUCCCAUAGAUUUGUAUGUAAAUAAAUUUGACCAAAAAAAUGAGAGUGACCAACAAGGAAAUAAUGAUGGUUCUGAACGAAAGAGAAAGUUUGAAGACGACCAAAAUGAUAAUCAACAUAAUGGAGUAAGUUUUGUCGCACAAAAUAUAUCUCAAAAUCUUUAGCGCUCCCGAUUUGACAGCCCAAGCUCCCAAAAUCAAAAUAACAGCGAAGAAAAUGAAGGAUAA
Bursaphelenchus xylophilus (pine wood nematode) is the source of this 1685-nucleotide messenger RNA. The record is from the annotation of a GenBank genome assembly. Lineage: Eukaryota; Metazoa; Nematoda; Chromadorea; Rhabditida; Aphelenchoididae.